AUGCAUGAGAAUAUUUGUACAGCAUACAAGGCAUCCAAAGGUAAGUCUCGUAUGUUUAAGGACUUAUGGUUGUUAGCCAUCACUGUCACAAGGUCGGAGUUAUGGCUGACUAGAAAUGAUUUCACUUAUAACAACAAGAAAGUGAGCUGGAGCUUUUUCCAAAAAAGGGUUUUUAACCGUGUGCAUGAGUACUCAGUUAGAUUGAAGGGAAAUAUGUGGAAUUUGGUAGAAGACUUGAAGGUGCUGGAUUUUUUCAGAGUUCUUCGUAGAAGAGUUAAGGUCAUGGAGCCGGUAGAAUGUUUUUGGGUUCCUCCUGAGCACAAUGAGAUUAUGAUUUGUUGUGAUGGGGCAUCUAGGGGUAAUCCGGGAAGAGCUGGAGCGGGUGCUGUUGUGCGUGAUUCCAAUUCUAAUGUUUUAAGAGCUAUGAGUGUUGGUUUUGGUAUCCAAACUAAAUAUUUGGCGGAGCUAUUUUGUGUUAUAGUGAGGUUAGAAUGGGAUGUUAAAUUUGGUGUUGAAGAUGCGUGCAUCAAAACUGAUUCUAUGAGAGCUAUUUUGGCAUAUUCAAGAGAUAUCAAUGAGGUUCCUUGGUUUUUACGGAGUAGAUGGGUUGCUGCAAGAUCUCGUUACAAUAAUGUGCGUUUUUUUCACACUUAUAGGGAGGUGAAUUUUGCUGCUGAUACGACGGCUAAAAGAGGUUGUUUGCUAAAUAAUGAGGAAGGAAUAAGUUAUGAGAAUAAACCAGAUUUCUUAAGGUCUAUAGAAUUACCGAAUGUAUCUUAUUUUCGUUUUAAUUAUUUUGUAAGUUUUUUUGAGGUUCUCUGCCUCUCUUUUCUUUCAAACUAG
This is a messenger RNA of Papaver somniferum (opium poppy), 843 nucleotides long. RefSeq lists its product as uncharacterized. The transcript has a single exon. The record is from RefSeq and is a predicted model, not a curated record. NCBI's taxonomy places the organism in Eukaryota, Viridiplantae, Streptophyta, Magnoliopsida, Ranunculales, Papaveraceae. The coding region runs from base 1 to 843 and encodes 280 amino acids. Gene Ontology annotation, molecular function: nucleic acid binding; RNA-DNA hybrid ribonuclease activity.